Molecule: messenger RNA, 4683 nt
Organism: Fundulus heteroclitus (mummichog)
Lineage: Eukaryota; Metazoa; Chordata; Actinopteri; Cyprinodontiformes; Fundulidae
Gene: eloa
Product: elongin A
Exons: 12
Coding region: 68-2038 (656 amino acids)
Biological process (GO): transcription elongation by RNA polymerase II
Cellular component (GO): nucleus; elongin complex
Molecular function (GO): protein binding
Source: RefSeq, a predicted model, not a curated record
CUCAGCCCGGAUCCUGGAACCGUUUCCGGGGGACAGGGCACCAGCAGCACCAGCAGCAGCAGCAGCCAUGGCGGAUCAGCUGCUGGAAACAGUGGAGAGGCUUCAGUCCCGGAUCCAGGACAACCCGGAGCCCCGAAAGUUACUGAAGACGCUGAAGAGACUGGGAGAGGUGCCGAUGACUGUGGACAUCCUGGUGAGGACCGGAGUGGGCAAGACGGUGAACUCCUUCAGGAAGCAUGAAGGCGUAGGAGACCUGGCUAAAAGUCUGGUAGCCAAGUGGAAGAAACUGGUUCCUCAGUCUGCAGACAGACCCAACAGUAACAGCAGACCAGCCCCCCAGCCUCACCACAGAUCCCACAGAGAGCCCUCCCCCGAGCUGCGACGCUCCUACGAGGAGGAGGAGGAGGAGGAAGAGGAGGAGGAGGAGGAGGAGAGAGGGUAUCACACAAACUACUCCCCCUCACCUCCUCAGCAGGUGCAGUACAGCCCUCCGCAGCGAGGGGGGUACGAGUCAGAAGAAUACGAGCCAGAACCAGAACCAGAACCUAGCCCACCUCCUCCUCCUCCUCCUCCUCCUCCUCUUCCUCGUAAGGAUGUCCGUCACAGCAAACCAAGCAAGAACCAUCAGCACGGCGACAGGAACAGAGAUGAAGAGCGGUUGCUGCCCGGCGCUCAGAGCAGCAGCGAGCGAGGAGGCGACGGGAAGAAACGGAGCGGGGACCGGGACCGGGACCGGCCCAAGAGCCCGGUUCAGAAGAAGCACAGCAAGAAGUCCACGUCACACGACGGCAAGAAGGAGGAGAGGAAGAAAGGAGGCGAGGACGGUCGACCUCGACCUCCGAAGGACUCUCCCUCCAAGGAGGAAGAAGACGAGUUCGAGGCGCCCACCAUGUCCUUUGAGUCCUUCCUCACGUACGACGCGCCCACUCCCGUCAAGAAGAAGAAGAAGCCCGUACCCUCGUCUUCGUCGUCGCACGGCAGACCGUCUCAGUCGUCCUCCGGCUCUUCGUCGCGUCAGAGCCGGACGGCGUCCUCCUCCGCCUCGUCCUCCAAAGCCGGCAAGGCCAACGGCUCUCAGGGCUCCAAAAGGACGCAUUCUGAGUCCAGAGGGGGCAAAGCGGCCGAACCCAAACCGGAGAAACGCAAAAGGCAGGUGGUGGAGGCUCUGCCGACCCUCCCAGACAUCCCUCUCCCUGCGAUCCAGCCCAACUACCGACCGCUGCCCUCCAUCGACACGCCCCUGUCCCCUCAGAGACGCAAAGUCCCCGUGUGCAACGACGAGGAGGACGCCGGCUUCACCGGGAAGCGCUUCAACUCCAAGAUGGUGGUCUACUCGGGGUCCAAGACGGCCUACCUGCCCCGGAUGAUGACGCUGUACGAGCAGUGCAUCCGCGUGCUGCAGAACAACAUCGACUCCAUCGCCGAGGUGGGCGGAGUCCCCUUCGAGAUCCUGGAGCCGGUCUUGGUGAGAUGCACGCCGGAGCAGCUGUACCGGAUCGAGCAGAGCAACCAGUGCUUCACGGAGGACUCGGACGAGCUGUGGAUGCGUCACUGUCGGCGCGACUUCAAGCGCGAGUCGCCGCAGGAGUUCGAGUCGUGGCGGGAGAUGUACCUGCGGCUGCACGACGAGCGCGAGGAGCGGCUGCGGCUGCUCACCCAGAACAUCAGCUCCGCCCACGCCAACAAGCCCAAAGGGCGGCAGGUCAAGAUGGCGUUCGUAAACUCUGUGGCCAAGCCGCCGCGGGACGUUCGGCGCCGGCAGGAGAAGUUCGGCACGUCCAGCGGUUCGUCCAUGGCCUCCACGGCGGCUGCUUCUCCCAUCAAAAUAAAACCAGCGACCUCUGACUACUCCGGGGAGUCGAGCGGCUCCUCCGCUUCAAACGCCAACCCUCCGGCCAGCUCGUCUCGCUCUCCGGCGCCCACCGGAGGAGGAGGAGCAGGACUGCAUCCCGGCCGGGAGAAACCACAGGUCAAAAAAAUCGCCCCCAUGAUGGCGAAAACCAUCAAAGCGUUCAAGAACCGAUUCUCCCGCCGGUAGUCUGACCGGAACCCUGACCGGCUGGUUUUAAUUUCCUUUUAGCCGCAUUUUUCCUUCAAACACACACCAACCAACACACGGCAUGAACUUCACGGUACUGCUGAGAACAGGGUGUCCUUUCUGCAGGGUUUUUAAGUAUUUAUCUCCAGUCCUGACCGAGGAUCAAAGCGCUGAGGUCAGCAGCUUCACGCGGGCGGAUGCCUUUACCUGCUUCCCAACAGCUUUUCACCGUUUUGGGUUUCUAGACGUUAGACGGUUCUGCUUCUCUGAGCUGAGCCCAAACACACCCGGAGUCGUCUGUAAAACUGGACCAACGCGUCGGUUUGUAGAUGUGAACAGAAACGGUUUGUCCUGAACAGGAUUGGCUGGUUUCUGGUCCCGUUUUGGCUCGGAACCAGCAGGCCCGACCCGGGUCUCUGAGUCUCUGGUUGUUAUACGUUUUUGAUCCGUCUCAGAGGAAGAUCUGUGAGGGAAACACGGGGAAUCCGUCAGCGUCUGUGAUGAAAUUCUGGAGAUCUGGGUUUAUCCUGUUUUCUUUUUUUUUUUUUUUUUACAAAGUUCUGACCUUUUUAUCAGUAUUUUAGCUGAUUUCUUUCACCUGUUUAUUGACGUUUGGACACAUCUGUGUGCAUCUUGUCCCGCAUCACCUCUGGUUUUACACUAAACGUGAUCAUGUUAGAGAAGCAGAGUAGAACCUGACUCUAAACUCCUGAUGUUUGGGUUUAAUGUCCGGUUUGGAGGAGCGUGGAGGAGUUUAAAUCAACUCAUUCCUUCAGAUUUUCCAUCCAAGCAGCCUGACUUUGUUGUCAACUUUUAAAGCGAGUCUCCAGUUUAUUUCAAUUUCCAUCAAAGGUUUUGGGGUCAAGUCAUCCUAUCCAAUUCACAUUUAAUACCUUUUACUACAGAAUCAGUAUAUUUUUUUUGUAUCCAGUUGAAUAAUAGAGAAUAACAAUCACCAAUAUGCUCACAUAUAAUUUAAUUUAAUUUACUCUAACCCUCGUAGCAUUUAUUGUGGUUCAGAUUUCUGUGCGGACCAGCGGAUCCUUAGAGAACCCCCUGGUAGAAGCUGGCCUGUUAGUGGAUAGUUUGUCAUCACAGCGGCGCCUUAAUACGUGACGGAAAACAGCUUUUCAGUCGUCUCUGUGGUGCAGACCGCUCCUUAAUGUCUGGAAGACAAACUGCAACGACGCGACACGUUGAAAGAGCGAAAUAAACCAAGUUCUUAUUUCCUUAAAGUUUAGUUUUACCCUUACUGCUUUUUCAUCUAGUUUAAAAUUUUCUUUUUAAGCCACAAAGGUCGUUAAAUAACUCUUUAUCUGCAGCCUUUCACAAAGAUGCAGUUUUUCUAAUUUUAAUGCGGGAGGAAAAUUUGAAGACUCUUUAUUUUUAAAAUUGAAUCUUGAUUUCUUUUUUUUUUAUAUAUAUAUUUAUUGAAUCAAUGAAUCUUAAAAAUGACAUUGUUUGACACAAAAAUAUGAUUUUAGAUCCAACACGGUGGUUUGCCAGAGAUCUGUUGGCUGGAAACUUGGAUUUUCAGAAGUUUUUUUUCUGCUCAGCCCGACUCCUCCUGGUUUGUCCUGCGGUUUCCUCAGAAGAUUUAAAAGGUUAGAGGAAAGUCUCGGUUCCCUGGGAGGACUGGAACAUUAGACAAACGCUGUUUUCUCAGCUGGAUGGUUUUCACCUGUCUGUUAUUCAUCUUUUCAGUUUUUCCAGCACAGAUUGAAAAAUUGAAAACCAAUAGCGUUCCUAUGAAGGGUGCAGCUGUCCGACUCACCUGGGCGGUCGUAUGAAAACCCGCAAACAGGAAACGUGCUGCAAUACGUGUUCAGUUUUAGCUUCCCAGGUUUAUUUUAGUGUUUUUAAGCUGACUCAACUGUGGCUCAAAGCUAUGCACCAUCUCACCUGUCUAACAGGAUAAUAAUGUGAAUUAAAAUAUCAUUAUGAGUAACAGCGCCCCCUCUGGUCACACAGGGACACAUUUAUCGUUUUACUGAUCAGUUUAUUUAUGAAGAAGAGCAGUGAGUUGCGAUGAUGAAUUUUAAAGGUGUUGGUUAGUAGAAUGAGGACAGGCUAGCAGUUUCCACCCGUUUCCAGUCUUUGUGCUAAGCUAGGCUAACGAUAGGUGGUCUGCUCUAGCUCUUCAAACGGAAAGAAGUCGACGUGUUUUUCAAAAAUACCAAACUUUUCUUUUAAGUUACAAUAAGAACGUUUGAGUCAACGAGCUCCUGUUUCUUUUUCUUUCUGCCUAAAUGAGACUGAACGUCUCUGCAGAUCGUCUCACAACCGCUGGAGGACCCUUCUUCGUUAGGAACCCAAGCCGUUCAGAUGUUUUCCUGUUAUUCCUGGUGAUGUUUCAGUGUGCGUGUAUGGGGGGGGGGGGGCCUGAGGCUUUAUAUCCUGUUUUCCUCCUGCUGCUGAAAGUCUGCUUCUGUCUGCUUCACUGUGACAAACUGUUUGAAAUGAGGGAAAUUCAUAGGACGGCGGUGGCUUCAGCCCUUCGUCAUGAUGAGAUGUAUUUAUUUUCACAAAUGGGACCUGGUACCCUCCCUACAACACGGGCUAAAGUAGAUGGAAAACUGUAAUUUUAUUAGAUUUUAAUAAAUGUUAUGUGGUCAUUUUUAUUAAAAUUGACUUUUGCCCUGAAA